UAUAGGUGGUCAACGAGUCACUGGUGGUAUUUUACGAUUUGAGGAGGACCACGUGGCAUAACAGGUGGAUAACAGAUCGGAAACGAGAGCACAACCUCGAGGAGCAGCAACAGGUGCCUCGCGUCGGAGCAGUGACUCCUGCCAGCACGUGGCGCUCGGGACAGAUGUUCUAACUUGUUUGAGAGGCCUAAGUAUGAGGUAACAGAACCCGUAGGUCACCUGGUACUCCUCUCGAGGCGUAGGUAUGAAGUGGUUCUCACGCGAAGGAGACUGACGUGACGUGAGCAAAUAGGAAGAUGCGAUGCUCUGACGUCACAGAUUUCCCCUCCGCCACUAGCGUGCUGGUUUAAAAUGGCGGUCACUCGUUGGAAGCCUCAGUCCGCUUCACCUCCUCCAGCGCCGUGGAUGUGUCGUAUUUCUUCCUCCUCGCCGAGCUCUAUUGACUGCGCUCUUCGCCUCCGUCCCAACGGCAAGAGGGGAAACUAAAGCAAUAAGAAAGCGUGUGUGAAGUGCGUGGAUAUUUUGUUUCGCCGUCUCCUCUCGCAAAACAAGAUGGAGUCCUACAGUUACGAAGACUUGAACGCUUCCUUCAGCCUGGAGCAGCCGCUCUUCGGCGCCUCCGAGUCCAUUGACACCCUGUGCGAAACCUACCUCAGCAACAUGGAGGCUUACUCCUCCGAUGUAAAGCACGCACAGAAAAGCCUCUUUGAGGAGAUGGAAGCCUUCUCCAAGAUGGAGAUUCACGAAUGGCGGGGCGAGGACUGCGUGGACUGGGCCGGCAGCGUGUGUCGUCGCCAGGGCCUCGACCAGACCACCGUCGACCUGUGGGCCUUCAGGAACACCUCUGGCAGCCUCCUUCAGCAGUUCUCCCUUCAGGACUUCUCCUCGCUCGUCGGGGAGAUCUACGGACCCCUGUUCUACAACGAGCUCCAGGCACUCCUCCGCAAACGCAGCGCAGGUUGCAGAAAGACCCAUGAGUCAGGGAUGUCUCUCUACGGCGGCGGCGACUACUCCUCCCCGGAAAUGGGCUACCCGAACGACGCCUGGGACCUCACCAGCGAAGACAUCCAGGAGUUGGACCGCUACAUUCGCCACGAGGAGAGCUGGGAUCCUCUGGUGGACAGCCUGCAGUACAUGGACCUUCAGGAGCAGUUCGGACCCAUUAAGUACGAGGAACCAGCUCUUUGUCCCGAACCCGUGGCCAUGAUCUCGGCAAACGCAGACGCCAAAGGAGCCAGCGACCCACUGAAGAAAAUCAGACCGGAAGCCAAGAAGAGAGAACGCGGCCCGAAGAACUGGGAGUUCGUGAUCCGCCUCCUGGCCGACCCGAGCACCAACCCGUCGCUCAUCCGCUGGGAGGAGCAGAGCGAGGGCACCUUCCGUCUGGUGCAGCCCACGACCAUCGCCAAGAUGUGGGGCCAGCGCGCAGACAAACCCAACCUUUCUUAUGAUAACUUCGCCCGGGGACUGAGAUACCACUACUCGACCGGCGCCCUCCAACCGGUGUCCGAGAAGCAGCUCGUCUACCGCUGUGGACCGAAGGCUCUCAAAUACUACAUCGAGCUGAAGCGUGGUCAGUGCUAGUGGCAGCGCUAGCGUGGUCGCUGCUAGGACGCGCGGUCGUCUAGUGCGCUCGAAAGUAUCGGCUGAUCACCUUUUUUUCCGAGGGACGUGUCGAUAUUUCCUUUUCGUUGUUAUUUUCUCUCGUUUCCAUCUUCCAUCUCUUUUUGUAUUGUUAUUGUUUUGUUUUUUGUUUUUUUUCUAACUCCAAUCUAUCGACUCUGCGUUUGCUCUAUUACUUCUUUCGCUUUUCACUUUUCUCUCGUUUCUUAAACGUCAAUUUUUUUCUCGUUCAGUCUAGGCGAUCUCGGACCCUUUCUACCAAAUCCUCUAACUCAUCCUAACUCAUCCCUUAUGCCUCAUCCACUCAAAACCUUCCGGUCGCCCUGAUACUCUCUCUCUAACCUUUCGCUCCUUACACUUUCUCCAUUUCUCUUUUCCUUUCUUUUCCUUUCUAAACUCUUUCUCCCUUCCUUCACAAUGCCAGUGUUAAUACAACCCAAAGAUUAGAGAGAAAUAUACUGAAACAGAUGAAAGAAACAUCGGCAGCAUAAGAAUGAAGAAGAAAAAGACAUGAUCUUUUCACACUUUCCCUAGAUUUUCACUAGGAAAUUUGUGAAAGCUGCUCACCUUCUCACGGCGGUUCCUCUCGGGGUCACGCGUGUACCUGAAAGCUUUUGUUAUGCUAUUUUGUUUUGUAUUUAUUUAUGUAUUGUUAAUGGCUUGUUUAACUAGGAGAUACGUUUGAAAAUAUGACACUUAUAUAUGCAUAUUUAUGUGUGUGUGUGUGUCUGUGUAUGUAUUAUGCAUGUAUGUAUGCAUAUGUUUAUGUAUGAGUGUGUGUGAUUUUAUUUUUGUGAAUGUGUGCCUGUGCUUGUUUGCAACAUAGUUAUUUAUGGCAUUCAUAAGUGCUUGAUAUUUUAAAGAACUACUAUCCAUCCAGAUUACCUGAAAAAAAAAUGUUAUAUUCACAUUCAUAUUUCUCACCUGAAUUCCACCACAUAGUCAUCAUAAGUCGAAGCUUCCUUUUUGACCACAUGCACAAACCUGAACCUUUUGUGGGUACAGUUCUUUUAGGAUGUCACAUUAGACAGCUGACAUUAUAAACUUUCAUUUACGAAUUUAUUAUCUAUUCAUCGCAUUUAAUUAAUUUAUUUGUCUCCGUGUAGCUAGAUAUUUAUACUAUAAUUUAUUGUCGCUAUAAUCUAUUAUAUUAUGAUUCAUUGUCACUCUAAUCUAUUAUACUAUAAUUUAUUGUCACUAUAAUCUUUUAUAUGGUGAUUCGUUGUCACUCUAAUCUAUUAUACUAUAAUUUAUUGUCACUAUAAUCUUUUAUAGUGUGAUUCGUUAUCACUUUAAUCUAUUUUGCUAUAAUUUAUUGGCUGUGAUAGGGUUAAGACGAUGCUUAAUAAACAGACCACGUAUGUACGUACCUUCUAAGAAGGAUGAAUACAGUACGUCAGGUCUUUAUAGAAUGUAUUUCCUUGUGGAAAGAAACGUAAUAAACUAUUUAUAUGAAAA
Penaeus vannamei (Pacific white shrimp) is the source of this 3081-nucleotide messenger RNA. RefSeq names its product ETS homologous factor. Gene Ontology annotation, biological process: regulation of transcription by RNA polymerase II; cell differentiation. Lineage: Eukaryota; Metazoa; Arthropoda; Malacostraca; Decapoda; Penaeidae. Gene Ontology annotation, cellular component: nucleus. Gene Ontology annotation, molecular function: sequence-specific DNA binding; DNA-binding transcription factor activity, RNA polymerase II-specific. The record is from RefSeq and is a predicted model, not a curated record.